GCGAACACUAGGAACUAUUGUCGCGGGAUGUGUUUCCACACGGACUUCGUCCUUCGCCUCCUCACUUCCUGUUGUGCAUCCACGUGGGUCUCGUGCUGAUGCUAACAGUAGUGCUUCAACUUUUACAUGAGUGUAUGUGUUAUGAUUGAAAACUCUGUCUGAUCGCUUUAGAGAUGCAGGUGUCCAGCGUGAAUAACGUGAAGAUCUAUAAUCUGAGUCAUGGGAAAUCUCUUCCGGAGCAUUGCCCGAGACGUCUGGUAAUUUCUUCAAUCGUAUCUUUAACAGACAUCCAGAAGAGGAUUGAGCUGAUUCAGGAUUUCGAGAUGCCCACAGUCUGCACCUCCAUCCGAGUGUCACGCGACGGCCAGUUCAUUUUAGCUGCAGGCACAUACAAACCUAGAGUCCGAUGCUAUGAUACUUACCAGUUGUCUCUGAAAUUUGAGAGGUGCCUGGAGUCUGAUGUGGUGACGUUUGACAUCCUAUCUGAGGACUACUCUAAGCUAGUGUUUCUGCAUAUAGACCGCUAUGUGGAAUUCCACUCUCAGCACGGCCAUUACUACAAGACCCGCAUCCCAAAGUUUGGCCGGGAUUUUUCCUACCACUACCCUUCCUGUGAUCUCUACUUCGUGGGUGCCAGCUCAGAGGUCUUCAGACUGAAUCUUGAACAAGGCAGGUUCCUGAACUCCUUACAGACAGAUGCAGCAGAAAUCAACGUGUGUGACAUCAACCCUGUUCAUCAGUUAUUUGCUGCGGGGACAUUAGAGGGCAGAGUGGACUGCUGGGACCCUCGUGUCCGGAGUCGAGUGGCUGUUUUGGACUGCGCUCUCAGCAGCAUCACUGACGGGACGGAGGUGGAAGGUCUGCCGUCCGUCAGCGCACUGAAGUUUAAUGGCUCUCUGGGCAUGGCGGUGGGCACCAGCACUGGACAGGUUCUCGUGUAUGAUCUUCGUUCUUCACGUCCUCUGCUGGUUAAAGAUCAUUACUAUGGGCUGCCCAUCAAGUCCCUUCACUUCCACGACCAGCUGGACCUGGUGCUCUCCGCCGACUCCAAAAUCAUCAAGAUGUGGAACAAAGACAACGGAAAAGUAUUUUCCUCCAUCGAACCGCAGGCCAACAUCAACGAUGUGUGUCUCUACCCCGGCUCCGGUAUGCUCUUCACUGCCAAUGAAGAUCCCAAGAUGAACACCUUUUACAUCCCUGCUCUCGGUCCGGCUCCACACUGGUGCUCCUUCCUGGAUAACCUGACAGAGGAGCUCGAGGAGAACCCAGAGAGCACCAUCUAUGACGACUACAAGUUUGUCACCCGCAAAGACCUGGAGAACCUGGGUCUGACGCAUCUGAUUGGCUCGCCUCUGCUCAGGGCCUACAUGCACGGCUUCUUCAUGGACAUCAGGCUCUACCACAAGGUGAAGACCAUGGCGAACCCAUUCGCUUAUGAAGAGUACCGUAAGGACAGAAUCCGGCAGAAGAUCGAGGAGUCGCGAACCCAGAGAGUGCAGCUCAAGAAGCUGCCCAAGGUCAAUAAGGAGCUGGCCAUGAAACUCAUGGAGGAAAGUGAGCUUCCAACCAGGAAGAAGAAGAAAAAGGGCAAUGUCGUGGACAAUCUCCUGUCGGACGACCGGUUCAAGGUGAUGUUCGAGAACCCUGAUUACCAGGUGGACGAGCGAAGCGAGGAGUUUCGGCUGCUCAACCCCAUCGUGUCUAAAGUGGGAGAAAAGAGGAGGCAGAAACUCAGCCAGCUUGUUCAGCAAGAGGAGCAGCAGGAUGAGGAAGAGGAGGAGGUGGAAGGCCGUGGCAGCUCAGAGGAAGAGGAGAGCUCUGAUGAUGAUGAUAAGAGCUGGGUGGAGGAAGUGAGGGAGCAGCGGCGUCUCAUACGGGCGGAGGAGCGGGAGCGCAGUUUCAACCAGAGGAAGGAGAGAAGGCAGCAGGACCGUGAAACCAGCUUACAGAGCUCCGAUCCAGUCAGGAACCGCCAGCAGGAGCCUCAGAGACACAGCCAGCCCAGAUUCUACCAGAUCAAAGCAGGAGAGGAGUUUCGUAGCUUCGGUGACGUGGCCCGCAAGCAGAAGAUGCAGAAGACGUCUCUGGAGGAGCGACUGCAGCGGGAGGAGAGCUCAGGGAGGUUAAACCUCAAUGACACAGCAGUCGGAAGCAAACAGCUCACUUUCACUCUCAAGAAGACAGAGAAGCAGCGAUUUCAACAGCAGGCUGAACGUGACCAUCAUGAGGAGAGGAGGAAGAUCAGACGGGCGGCUGGACACUUACAUUCUCAAAGGGGAGGAAGAGGAAGAGGCGGAGGAAGAGGAAGAGGCGGAGGUGGAGGAAGAGGAAGAGGUGGUGGAAGAGGAAGAGGAAGGAGACCCUUUUAAACUCAGGACUGAUCGUGCUCAUGGACGUUGACAUGCAGGGCUUUUUAUACAGCCUUAAAACAUGUCUGAUCACAGACAUCUGCAGGAAUUACUUUUGUGUUUCCAGAAACUGUUGUUACAGUUCCAGAUGCUGUCAAUGAUUCAUAUUAAGAGACUGUAUAUCUGUGUCAGACCUCUCUUUUCCCACAACAUCUCUCAAUACGGUCUAAACAGGACCUUGUGUUUUGUAAAGAACCUUAAUACAUUUUUAUCAACA
Molecule: messenger RNA, 2625 nt
Organism: Cyprinus carpio (common carp)
Lineage: Eukaryota; Metazoa; Chordata; Actinopteri; Cypriniformes; Cyprinidae
Product: nucleolar protein 10
Exons: 20
Coding region: 174-2369 (731 amino acids)
Biological process (GO): maturation of SSU-rRNA from tricistronic rRNA transcript (SSU-rRNA, 5.8S rRNA, LSU-rRNA)
Cellular component (GO): small-subunit processome; nucleolus; 90S preribosome
Molecular function (GO): protein binding
Source: RefSeq, a predicted model, not a curated record